This is a messenger RNA of Rangifer tarandus platyrhynchus (Svalbard reindeer), 525 nucleotides long. NCBI's taxonomy places the organism in Eukaryota, Metazoa, Chordata, Mammalia, Artiodactyla, Cervidae. The record is from the annotation of a GenBank genome assembly.
AUGAUGGAGAAACGUCCACAGGCCGGACUGCUGACCCUGCCGUAUCACCUGCGCCGGGUGCCCCUGGGCGUGCCGAGGUCCCUGCCCCGCCUCCCCCUGCGGGACUCCUUCAGAGUCUCCGUGAGUCUGGACUCCGCGUGCUGGGAGCCGGCGCUCGGCGGCGGCGGCGCCCCGAAGCGGCCCUACCUGCCCCUCCGGCUGGACGGCGCCUUCGAGCCCGCCUUUCUCCGCAAGCGCAACGAGCGCGAGCGGCAGCGGGUGCGCUGCGUGAACGAGGGGUACGCGCGCCUCCGAGACCACCUGCCCCGCGAGCUGGCGGACAAGCGCCUCAGCAAAGUGGAGACUCUCCGCGCCGCCAUCGGCUACAUCAAGCAGCUCCAGGAGGUGCUGGAGCGCCACGCGCGGGGACAGGAGGGUGCGGCCGGUGCCGGCUCCUCGCGCAGGGCCGAGUGCAACAGCGACGGCGAGUCCAAGGCCUCAUCGGCGCCUUCGCCCAGCAGCGAGCCCGAGGACGGGGCCAGCUAG